AUGGACACGCAGGCAGCGACGCUGCUGAGCACCCUCAAGCGUCCCGCCGCAUCGUCCGACUCGAAACUCGCGCUGCUCAACACGCUCAAGUCCGACAUCAAACACUACCGCGUGCCGGAAAGCGCGCAGGCGACCAUAUUCGAGUGCAUCAAGCUCGCCAUCACCCAACAGGCCUCCUCCAACAUCUCCGCUUCCGCCUUCUCCACCCUGGGACAUCUGGUGAAGCGACUGAAGAUUCAAGAUGCCUCCGGUCAGAGCAUUGUCCAGCUGGCCCCGCGACUGUGGCCCGCGAUCCAUGACCGACUAGGCGAUACCCGAGAAUCGACGAGGGCCGCCGCCUCACAAGCCAUGACCGAUCUAUAUCCCUUCCUGACUACCGAAGUGGAGACGAUGAUACGAGACGAUGCGAUUGCCGGCUCCAACCCACGGGCACGACAGGCGGGGAUACAAUGGGUUCUGAAGAUGCAUCAGGAGGAAGCCAUGCCGUUCAAGAGCUACGUACAAGCCAUUGUGGCUCGGUUGGAGGACUCGGAUGGCACUGUGCGAGAGACUGCGAAGAAUGUGCUCAUCGAGCUCUUCCGCGAUGCGCCAGAACGAGCAAAGGCGGAUUUGAAGAAGCAGCUCAAAGUCUUUUCCGUCAGACUCUCCAUCGAGAGCCAGAUUCUCGCUCAGAUCACUUCGCCCGCGUCUUUGUCCACCUCCCAGAACCAACCGGCCCUUGCGCUCGAACACAAAGUCGACAUGCUUGCUUCAAUGCCGAAUCUGGCCGCGAGUAUUAACAGCGAAGCGGCACAACCGCCUCCUCAAGAAGUCGUCAAGAUGGACCCCAUUUACGUGCAGUCGCGCUCGGAGCUGGAUGAGAUCUUCCGAGACAUGCCACCUCAUUUCGAAGGAAAGGAGACCGAGCAGAACUGGACGCCCCGAGACAAGUCCAUCUUGAAGCUGCGACGCUUGACAAAGGGCAAUGCGCCGAGUGAGUACCAUCAGGCGUUCAUGGCGGGCAUCAAGAGUGUGAUGGAUGGCAUUCUGAAGGUCGCAAACUCUCUGCGCACUACCAUGUCGACGAACGGCUGCCAGCUGGUGCAAGAACUUGCGCGCACCCUCGGCCCCGCGAUGGACCCCCACGUCGAGGUCUUGCUUCAAAGUUUCAUCAAAAUGAGCGCCGUGACCAAGCACAUCGCCGCGGAGGCCGGCAAGAUGACGUGCGAUGCAAUUUUUCAGAACUGCUCUUACAAGCAUGCCAUGAUGCAGCACAUCUGGUAUGCGGCGCAGGACAAGAAUGCUCAGACGCGCAUGUGCGCUCCAGAAUGGCUCAAGACGAUCUUGCGGCGGCAGUCGAGUUACAAACAACAUUUCGACGGCUCCGGCGGGCUGGAGCUGGCGGAGAAGUGCAUCAAGAAAGGACUCGAGGACCCGAAGCCGGAAGUCAAAGAGAGCAUGCGGGCGGCGUACUGGACUUUUGCAAAAGGCUGGCCGGAUAAAGCAAGCGCCAUUAUGUCAACUCUCGACCCGAAAUCCAAGACGGCUUUGGAGCGUGACUCGAACAACCCCCACGCUGCGCUGCACGCUUCUCAGUCCAGCAACUCCGGAGCUGGCGCCAGGGCAACAGGGGCGGCGAGUCGCAACGCCUUGAGAGAGAUGAUGGCGGAGCAACGAAAGGCAAAAGCGGCUGGCUUACUACCUGACCGACCCAGCUCUGCCAUGGCGCAGCUCUCCCCAGCCCGUCCGAGAGUCCCAAGCAACCUACACAACGGAGCACGCGUACCGUCAAACCUUCACUCUUCAUCCCGACCGGAGGCGAGAGUUGUAUCGUCCACAUCCACCGCAACAGCAACGCCCGGCUCUGCAGCAGCGAAGAAGGGUGCAUCACUCAUGUCUGGACCAGUGAGACGGCCGCGACGCCCCGAAAUCGCAAGACCACAAACCGCAGAUCCGUAUGCCUCGAAGCGACCGCUACGACCAGAGACACCGGCCGAAAGUACACCGGGGAAUAGUCCGCCCAAAGGCACCGGCACCAUCGCUCCAGGCCACGCCGCAAGCCCGUCUGCCAGUCCUGCUAAGCGCAGCUCACGGCCGAGUUUCGCUAUGUCUAUGGAUAGUGGGAUUCCGCACAUGGCGGAGGAGGAAGGGUUCACCAUGGUAUUGCCCAACCUACCGAGUCAUCCCCUGCCGACGCGCAACCGAUCGCCGCUGGCGUACCGCAGUCCUCUCAAGGCAAUGUUCGAAGAGGCGCGAGAGAUGGUGGAAAGCUUCGAGCCGAGAGCGGAACGAUCAGUCGAGCCAGAAGAGCGCGCUGCCCCUCCUCGAAGCAUCAGCCCCAUCAAGCUGGCGCCCAUGGAGGACGUGCAGAUCUACGAGGAUCCAUUCGUAGCGAAUGACGGCGAGGCGCCGACGGAUGGCGAGCGCAAAGUGCUUGGUGAGCUACCCGUCAACGAAAACGUGCGAUUGCAGAGUCCAACGCAAAGCCCAGCUUCCGGGGACGGCCAGGGCAGUCCUCGCAACCUCGCCGACGUACGCUCACCUUUGAUCGCCACUGCGCAGGAUCGCGCGGAAGUGCAGCGCAACAGACGACUACUAGGCGCGGGCAUCGAUCGCAUCCGAGCUAAGACUUUGGACGCGCAUGGCUUCCGCAGAGUGCAGGAUGUGGCGAAGAGCGAGCUCGACAUUUGGGAGGGAGGGAAGAAAUAUACCGAGUUGAUGGGGGCGCUGGUGGAGUACUUGCAGACGUUCGACGAGGAGCCGCGGUUCGCGCAGCUGGCGCCGUCCAAGACCGCGGGGCUGAAGGUGCAAGCGCUGGGGUUGACGAGGACUUUACUGCAGCUGCACAAGAAGCAGGCAUUUGCAUGGCACGCGCAGGUGCUGGUCGGCGUGCUGGCGUGUCGACGAGGCGUGGAUGGCAGCGGUCACGUCGUGGCGGAGAUUGAGAAGACGGCGGCCGACAUCGUUGCACAGGCCGAGUCCUCGGCAGCGGCUUGCAUCGACGCCAUUGUGCAAUACCUCCCCUCCGUCCGGCGCGACAAGAGCGCCUCCCGCUCAACAGCAAUGGCUCUCACUCUACUCCGCCAACUCCUCAGCUCGGCGAAGACGCAGAGCGCAGAUCUCGGCCCGGAGCGCAAGAUCCGCCUCGUGCAGACCACCGCCAAGUUCCUGGAUGACCGUGAGGCGGAAGUGCGCAAGGCGGACGUCGAGCUGGCGAGCGAGUUGUUUGAGUUGUUUGGCUCGAGCAAGGCGGAGUUUUGGAAUGAGUUCAAGGGGACGGAUGAAGGGCGACUGGGCCUUUUGACGUACUACAUUGCGCGGAGGGGCAGGGCUGCGGCGUAG
This is a messenger RNA of Neohortaea acidophila, 3321 nucleotides long. RefSeq names its product clasp N terminal-domain-containing protein. Gene Ontology annotation, biological process: mitotic spindle assembly; astral microtubule depolymerization. Lineage: Eukaryota; Fungi; Ascomycota; Dothideomycetes; Mycosphaerellales; Teratosphaeriaceae. The transcript has 3 exons. The coding region runs from base 1 to 3321 and encodes 1106 amino acids. The record is from RefSeq and is a predicted model, not a curated record. Gene Ontology annotation, cellular component: mitotic spindle; cytoplasmic microtubule; mitotic spindle midzone. Gene Ontology annotation, molecular function: microtubule binding.